CGCCAAAUGUAUUAGCAAAACAAAGAUACAUAAUGUAUGAAAUGUGAUAAACAAGGUUGAAAUGUAAAUUUCAUUAUUUCAUUACCUGGCAAAGAAAAGAAAAUAAAAGUGAUCGCUCUCAACACAUUUUUCACUGAAAAUCAUUUAACCGCGUUCGUGGUCAUAAGGAAUCGAAUGAUUUGGGACUGAUAAUCGUAUUCACAAUUAUUUGAGAUUACUAUUAUGUUACCAAUCUUAAUUUCAUUCUGGAUCCUUUAUGUACAGUUGUGUCUAUGUUUUUCCGAAGCUGGUCAUAAUAAUAAUACGACAUACAAUGUGGUUGACUGUGGUGGUUCAAUGCAUCAUCAAAACUGGAAGCGUCAUGUUAUGAUGGACUCGAAUGGCUUAUAUUGGCUUCAAUGGUGGAUAAAUCUAAACGAGAAAAUUAUUAACUUUGAAGUUAAGGUUAACACGAAAGGUUUUAUUGGACUCGGGUUCUCAAAAGAUGGUCGUAUGUCAGAAGCGGACAUUGUGCUGUUAUGGGUUGAUGACCGAACUGGCCAAGCAAAUGCGUUAGACUGUCACGGAUCGAUUGAUUCUUCAAACGGGGCGCCAAUACAAGAUGAUACCCAAAACUACCACGUUAUCUUUGGUCAUCAAAAUGAUUCUCACACCCUAGUUCAAUUCACUCGAAAAAUAGACACAUGCGAUCCGUAUGAUAUGCCAUUAACCGGGGAUACUUUUAAAGUUAUUUGGUCUUUUGGUGACACUGACCCGGUUUAUGGCAGCUUAAAAGGACAUGGUCGGAAUCGAGGCGAAAAAUCAUUGCAUUUACUUUCUCCUAUGUUCCAAAAACAUAGCGGAGAAACAGACUCAUUGGACAGCAAAUGGGACGUAACAGUAAAUAAUGUAACGAUCGAACCAUCAAUGGACACUCUAUACUGGUGUAAAAUUGUUCGCCUCCCCAAGCUAACCAAAAAACAUCAUAUAAUUGGUUAUGAAGCCCUCUUGUCUCGUUCUGGGGAAAAGCAAACAAAUAUUGUUCAUCAGAUGACCCUAUUUGAAUGUCAAACUAAUUUUUAUCCAGGAUCGGAUCCAGCUUCGUGGGACGUUUGGGUGAAAAGUUCUGGUACAGUGUGCAACAGUAAUCUAUUGACCCCACGCGAUUGGGAUUCUUGCUCGAUGGCAGUUGCAGUUUGGUCUUCUGGGUCCAUGGGACAGUUUUUACCUUCUCAUGUCGGCAUACCAAUGGGUGGCUCAAUGGGUGUAAAGUAUUACAUGCUAGAAAUUCAUUAUGACAAUCCUAAUGGAAAAAAAUUCGUAGAUCAUUCCGGGUUCCGUUUACAUUACACGCACAAUCUGCGUCCUUACGAUGCGGGUAUAAUGAUCAGUGGCAUUUCUAUAUCCGACACUCAACUCAUUCCACCUGGCCAGAAAUUGUUUCGCAGUGUUGGAAUCUGUGGACCUUCAUGUUCGAGCGUGAUUUUUCCUCAGAAUGGCAUUAAAAUUAUAUCUGGAAUGAUUCAUUCUCAUCAAGCCGGUCGGAAAAUGAGUCUUCGUCAUGUUAGGAAUGGCAAAGAAUUAAGCCGCAUUAUUGAGGAUGAUAACUUCGAUUACAGAUAUCAGCAAUUUCAUCAACUUGCAAAUGAAACUGUCGUAUUGCCUGGAGAUUACAUUAUUACGGACUGUGCUUAUGAGACAAUCGAGCGGAAACGCCCCACCUUCGGAGGAUACUCCACCAAACAAGAAAUGUGUCUUUCUUUUAUUACUUACUAUCCGAAAAUUGAGUUGGCUGGUUGUUAUAGUAUGACGCCAGUUCGAGAAUUUUUUGAAAUGUUUGGUGUUUCCCAGUUCUAUUCUCUAAACAUGACGGAUGUUGAAAAUUUAUUUCUUUACAACGGUAAUCUCUUAGAUUAUAUUCCCAAAAGAGCAUCCCCUAGAACCAGGGAAAAUCACCUAAACAUGACCGUCGAGGAUCUACUGUACGAAGAGUCUUUGUUGAACAAACUGGUUAUAUCUGAACCUGUGGAGUUUCAUGAUCGCACAUUUCUGUCCCAUUUAAUUCAAUUACCAUGGUCUGAGCCACUUUUUACUAAACGCGUCGAACAUGAACUUAUAAAUGGCAAACAUAUGACCUUUUGUCGUAUUUCUAACGAUUCCAUAUCAAUUCCAUCGGAGAUUAUACGUUUUCCCAACUUUACCACAUUUGUUAAGCCAGCUAGUACUUGUCUUAAUCACCUAUUUAUUAAUAGCGCUGAACUAAGUUCCAACGGCUCGAGACUGCUUUCCGAUCUGGCGUUAAGCCUCAUCUUUGUAGGAAUGGGCUUACCACUUUUAUUUUAUCACAUCUAAGAAAAGUUAUUGUAUACCUUUGCAGAAUAAGGUUUCAAAAUGAUUAUUUUUUUCUGUGGAGAGGGAAGCAGAGGGUUUUAUGAGAAUUCGAAGUGUAAUGGGGCGAACCCUAUUUGCGUAACUAUUCCCGCCGUAGAUACAUUUUUUAUUUUAUAUAUUUAAAUAUAUUUAUUUAUCCAUAGAAUUUAAAGAACGCCAUACAUAAGUCAAAUAUUUAUUUAAACG
Molecule: messenger RNA, 2556 nt
Organism: Drosophila guanche
Lineage: Eukaryota; Metazoa; Arthropoda; Insecta; Diptera; Drosophilidae
Product: MOXD1 homolog 1
Exons: 8
Coding region: 223-2331 (702 amino acids)
Biological process (GO): octopamine biosynthetic process; norepinephrine biosynthetic process; dopamine catabolic process
Cellular component (GO): secretory granule membrane
Molecular function (GO): copper ion binding; dopamine beta-monooxygenase activity
Source: RefSeq, a predicted model, not a curated record